Molecule: messenger RNA, 1051 nt
Organism: Puccinia graminis f. sp. tritici CRL 75-36-700-3
Lineage: Eukaryota; Fungi; Basidiomycota; Pucciniomycetes; Pucciniales; Pucciniaceae
Product: histone H3-like centromeric protein A
Exons: 4
Coding region: 141-626 (161 amino acids)
Cellular component (GO): nucleosome
Molecular function (GO): DNA binding; protein heterodimerization activity; structural constituent of chromatin
Source: RefSeq, a predicted model, not a curated record
AAGCAGCUCAACUUCACCCAGAAUACAUUCCGAUAUAUCCUAUCUGUGAACAACGCAUCAUCUCACAAAGCACCUCGGCCGACGUCUAUCCAAACCUGAAACCACGCGGAAAAUCUCAACACUUAUCAACCUGAUAGACCAUGGCCGUCGGCGCAAAUAAAACAUCGAAUCAAAGACCCGAUAAGUCGCCUACAAACCCCGUCUCCAAAACAGGAACAAAACCAUUGAAGAAACCUCGGAAAAGUGUCGAAAAGAAACGAACUUCCGAUGCUGCAUCAGCUAGUAAAUCCAAAAAGCCUCAUCGGUACAGACCUGGUACGGUCGCAUUAAGAGAAAUACGACACUAUCAAAAAUCCACAGAUCUCCUGAUGCGGAAGCUUCCAUUUGCGCGGCUGGUACGAGAAAUCGCGAUGGAUUAUGCUCUGGCAACAGAUGAUGGGGCGGCUUUAAGGUGGCAAAGCAGUGCCUUGCUUGCCCUCCAAGAAGCAGCCGAAGCCUACUUGGUCCACAUCUUUGAAGACACGAACCUCUGCGCCAUUCAUGCCAAGCGGGUCACGAUUAUGAAGCGGGAUAUGGAGCUAGCACGAAGACUGAGAGGCGGUCCUUGGGCGUCGGAGGUCAUCUAAAACAACCAAAGAUCCUUCCUUCAUAUCAACUUUCCCUCGAGUUACGCGUCGCUUCCCCCAUCCAUCACCUUACUUCAAACGACUCAUCGCCUUACCCCACCCCUUCUACCCAAUCUCACCACACUCCUCAAUGCCUUGUCUAUUCUAACGCGACGCCUGCCUGGUCCUCUUACUGUUCACGAGCCAUCUACCCCCUCCCAAAGCUGAGCUAGGCUAUGUCAUAUUUCUGUAAAAACAUUAUCGGGUGUUAAGCCACUGAAAAUCACGAGUUGUGAAAGAUCUCAAGCUACUCGGAAAAAGAGAAAAAAAUUCUUCGAAAAGAAGCAUCCAGCAGUCGGGGCUCCUCAGUCUCACUGUAACGAGCGAAGGGCGGGGGGGGGGUAUUCAAAAGUGGUAUUUAGUCGGCCUCCAGACCUAUAAUUCUA